AUGGAAAACAAGGGAUCGAGGAGGAGGACAAGAGGGAAAGCCGACUUAGCCGGAACGUUACGGAAAUCAUGGUACCACCUUAGGUUGUCCGUACGUCAUCCGACUAGGGUUCCGACAUGGGACGCGAUCGUGCUCACGGCGGCUAGCCCCGAGCAAGCAGAGCUCUACGAGUGGCAUCUCAAGCGUGCCAAACGUAUGGGUCGGAUCGCCACAUCCACUGUCACUCUAGCCGUGCCCGAUCCGCAGGGUCAAAGGAUCGGUUCCGGAGCUGCCACUCUCAAUGCUAUCUAUGCCCUUGCUCGCCAUUACGAGCAGCUACGUCUUGAAGCCCUCGGACCACAGCAGGUAGCAAAUGCAAGCAAUUGCAGUUCUGAACCUUCCGUGCGGUGCAAAAGGUCCAAUGAUGAAGUUGCUGCCUCAAUGGUUACAUUCAUAGACAAAAAGCAUAUACUUUUGCUUCACGCAGGAGGUGACUCAAAAAGGGUCCCAUGGGCGAAUCCCAUGGGGAAAGUUUUCCUACCACUUCCCUACCUGGCAGCAGAUGACCCUGAUGGGCCAGUUCCCCUGCUUUUUGACCACAUACUUGCAAUUUCUUCUUGUGCAAGACAAGCAUUUAAAAAUGAAGGUGGGUUAUUUAUCAUGACUGGGGAUGUACUUCCUUGUUUUGAUGCUUCUUCUAUGGUUCUCCCAGAGGAUACAUCCUGCAUUAUCACUGUUCCUAUCACCCUUGACAUUGCUUCCAACCAUGGUGUAAUUGUGGCAUCUAAAUCUGGGAUUUUGGAAGAAGGCUAUUCAGUCUGUCUAGUUGAGAAUCUACUUCAGAAACCUAGCGUGGAGGAGCUUGUUGAGCAUCAGGCAAUUCUAGAUGAUGGAAGAACACUGCUUGACACAGGAAUAAUAGCAGUUAGAGGUAAAGCAUGGGUGGAUCUUGUCACGCUUGCCUGUUCCAGUCAAUUAAUGAUCUCAGAGCUCCUGGAAAACAGAAAAGAGAUGAGUUUGUAUGAAGAUCUUGUAGCUGCUUGGGUACCUGAAAAGCAUGAAUGGUUGCAACCACGCCCUUUGGGGGAAGAACUUGUCUAUAGAUUGGGAAAACGAAAGAUGUUCAGCUAUUGUGCUUAUGAUUUGCAGUUCUUGCAUUUUGGAACCUCAAGUGAAGUUUUGGAUCACCUGAGUGGGACUGAUUCAGGACUUGUUGGUCGUAGGCACCUGUGUUCCAUUCCAGCAACCACCGUGUCUGAUAUUGCUGCAUCUGCCAUUAUUCUGUCUAGUAAAAUUGCGCCUGGUGUCUCAAUUGGGGAAGAUUCUCUUGUAUAUGAUUCAUCCAUUUCUGAUGGGAUACAGAUUGGUUCUCAAUCUAUAGUUGUAGGGGUUAAUGUUCCCGGAAACAACAGUAGGGCAGCAGAGGAUUCAAUCAGGUUUAUGCUUCCAGACCGCCAUUGCCUUUGGCAGGUUCCCUUAAUAGGAUGUACUAAAAGGGUUAUUGUGUACUGUGGUCUCCAUGAUAACCCAAAAAUUUCACUUUCAAAGGAUGGGACUUUUUGUGGGAAACCCUGGAAGAAGGUCUUAGAUGAUUUAGGCAUUCAAGAAAGUGACAUGUGGAGCUUAACAGGUACUCAGGAAAAAUGCUUGUGGAAUGCCAAGGUAUUCCCCAUUCUUUCGUACUUUGAGAUGCUUAGUCUGGCGACAUGGCUUAUGGGAUUAAGCAACCAGAGAAACGAAUCCUUGCUUCUGCUAUGGAAAAGGUCGCACCGCAUCAGUUUGGAGGAGUUGCAUAAAACAAUUGACUUUAAACAAAUGUGUUUAGGUUCCAGCAAUCAUCAAGCAGAUCUUGCAGCUGGAAUUGCUAUGGCUUGCCUCAAUUUUGGCUUGCUUGGGCGCAACUUAUCUCAACUGUGUGAAGAAAUUUUGCAAAAAGAAGCAUCUGGGGUCAAGAUUUGCAGAGAUUUUCUAUACAGGUGUCCCAACCUUCAGGCAAAAAAUUCAAUGAUCCUACCUAAAAGCAGGGCAUACCAGGUGGAGGUUGAUCUUCUCCGAGCAUUGAGUGAAGAAACAAGGGCAUGCGAAAUGGAGCACAGAGUUUGGGCUGCAGUGGCCGAUGAAACUGCUUCGGCUGUGAGAUACGGAUUCAAAGAACAUCUCUUGGAGUCGUCCAAUAGGAUCUCUACCACAGCACAUCAAGGGAAUAAUUCUGAUGGUUUUCUAGAUAAAUCUUUCUGCUCUAGAAUAGUAAAGAUUGAGUUACCAGUGCGUGUGGAUUUUGUUGGGGGCUGGAGUGAUACUCCUCCAUGGAGCCUGGAGCGAGCUGGCUGUGUCUUGAAUAUGGCAAUAACUUUGGAAAGUUCUCUUCCCAUUGGUGCCAUCAUAGAGACAAUAAGAAGAACGGGUGUAUUAAUUAAUGAUGAUACUGGAAACCAGGUAUAUAUAGAAGAUCUUACGUGUAUUGCAACUCCAUUUGACAGCGAAGAUCCAUUUCGUCUUGUCAAGUCUGCAUUGCUUGUUACUGGUAUUAUGGAUAACAAGAUCCUUGAAUCCAUGGGCUUGCAUAUUCGCACAUGGGCAAAUGUUCCCCGUGGCAGUGGGUUGGGGACUUCCAGCAUCUUAGCAGCAGCUGUUGUGAAAGGACUUCUCCAGAUAACCGAUGGAGAUGAAAGUAAUGAAAAUGUUGCCAGACUUGUUCUGGUUUUGGAACAGCUUAUGGGGACGGGAGGAGGCUGGCAGGAUCAAAUUGGAGGCUUAUACCCUGGCAUUAAAUUUACUGGAAGUUUUCCUGGAAUACCGUUACGGCUUCAAGUCGUUCCUCUGUUGGCUUCUCCUCAAUUGACUAGAGAGUUGCAUCAACGAAUGCUCGUGGUUUUUACUGGUCAAAUUCGACUCGCACACCAGGUCCUACAAAAGGUGGUGAUUCGCUAUCUCCGGCGGGACAACCUGCUUGUGUCCAGCAUCAAGCGUCUUGCUGAACUGGCAAAGGUUGGGAGGGAAGCUUUGAUGAACUGUGACAUAGAUGAGUUGGGUGAGGUUAUGUUGGAGGCUUGGAGGCUGCAUCAGGAACUUGAUCCUUAUUGCAGCAAUGAAUUUGUUGACAAGCUCUUUGCAUUUUCGGCCUGCUAUUGCUGUGGCUACAAGCUUGUGGGUGCUGGUGGUGGGGGUUUUGCUUUGCUACUGGCAAAAAAUGCCGAAUCUGCUAAGGAAUUGAGACAUUUACUUGAAGAAAAUUCUAAUUUUGGCGUAAAAGUCUAUAAUUGGAGCAUCUUUUUACAAACUAGUUGA
Molecule: messenger RNA, 3267 nt
Organism: Ilex paraguariensis (yerba mate)
Lineage: Eukaryota; Viridiplantae; Streptophyta; Magnoliopsida; Aquifoliales; Aquifoliaceae
Source: the annotation of a GenBank genome assembly